AUGGAAAAGAAGCAUUGUAAAUGGCUGCAGAUUGACUCAUUAGUAUGUAUGACAGUGGUGAUUUUCGGUAUUGGAUCUUGGAUCGACAUUAACGGACUGUGGGCAGAGUCCCCACUACUGAUCACACAUGGACGUCUUCCCGAGGGAUGGAAACUAGUGUCCUAUAUUUCUAUCAUAACUCAGAUAGCAAACAUUGGACCACUGUUCGUAACGCUCAUGCGCACUAAAGCUCCAGGAAGGCUGAGUGAUACAGUCGUCGUUUAUGUCAUCCUGGGAAUCGGGUGCAUUGCUUGUUUACUGCUGGCGUUCUUCUGGGAUUCGACAAGUCACAUUGCUGGUGUUGAAAGAAGUACGUGGUUACUGACGCUGACAGGGUUUCUGGCUCUUGUAGAUUGUACAACUUCAGUGGUUUUCUUGCCAUUUAUGGUCAAAUUUCAAGAAAUUUAUCUCACAGUUUAUUUUAUUGGUGAAGGAAUGAGCAGUCUGGUGCCAGGAGUAGUUGGUUUCAUUCAAGGAAGCGGGUCAUAUUCUUGCCAAAACAUAUCCGUCAUCAACUCAACUACUAAUCUAACUAACUAUAUAAUUCAACUAGAGUUUCAUGACCCUGUAUUUUCCGUGCGGGAUUUUUUCCUGUUCCUCUCUUGUAUGGUCUUUGCAAGUGGAACUGCAUUUUCUUUUUUAAAUUAUUCUAAUUAUUGCAAGUGUGCCUAUGCGUUUAAUCAUGCAGACAACAAAAUAUUGGAACAUGAAAGCCUUCACCGUUCAGACUACAAGAACCAAAACUCAAAACAUUUCAUUGCAGUUGAAGAGUUAUCCCUAAUGGAAAAAUCAAACAUAGAUGCUACAGAAAAUUUUUCUGAUCGUUCACCAAAAUAUUACUAUUAUUUGAUAAUAACUGCUAUUAUAAAUGGCGUGAAAAAUACAGUGUUGCCAUCAAUAGCCACCUUCUCAAGUUUGCCGUAUGGAUUACAUACAUAUCAUUUGACAGUAAUUUUAUCUUUGAUUGCAAAUCCACUGUCUUGUUUCGCCGCUAUGUUUUUAACUGUUUCCUCAUGUUUCGUUAUAUCGACAUGUACGUCCAUCGGCAUCCUUUCAGCUGUAUACAUUAUUUACAAUGCGUCAGCGAGCCCAACUCCGGUGCUUGUUGGGACAUUUGCAGGGGAAUUUCUAGUCAUUUUGUCGUGGAUACUGGCGAGUAUUUUUCUAACUUACUCUGGAGUUUCCGUAGCUAACAUCUUCCGCAGAGGAGGACGUAGGGCACUUCUUUGGAUUGGCGUAAUGCAACAGCUGGGCUCUUUUCUCGGAGCCAUUAUCACAUAUUUCUUUAUAAAUGUGUGGGAAUUGUUUGAAAGUGCUCCUCUCUGUUAAUUUUUUGACUUAAAAAACUUUUUUAAGUUGUGUUUGGGAGUUAUGGUGACGGCCUACUUGAUAAUUGAUUCCUAGAGUUUUUGUUUAUUAAAUAUCGAUGUUUGUUUCUAUAAAUAAAUACAUUUGUUAGCGAUAUUCCAGUC
Molecule: messenger RNA, 1511 nt
Organism: Saccostrea echinata
Lineage: Eukaryota; Metazoa; Mollusca; Bivalvia; Ostreida; Ostreidae
Product: riboflavin transporter 2-like
Exons: 2
Coding region: 1-1368 (455 amino acids)
Biological process (GO): riboflavin transport
Cellular component (GO): plasma membrane
Molecular function (GO): riboflavin transmembrane transporter activity
Source: RefSeq, a predicted model, not a curated record